AUGGAGCACCUAGACUUUAGAUUCAGUUUUUUACAUCAACUAUUAAUAAGGGAGGUAAGCAAGGUCAAACCUUCUUUUGAGACGUUCCCAGACCUCGCUAAAAACGUGACCAGUUUGUUACAAAGGAUGGCUUCGAAGGUUUGUCGAGGCUUUUUACGGCCCUUAAAGGGCCGUUUAAUGGGCACACAGGCUGCUGCUGCUGCUCGGAAAGAUACUCGAGAGACAGGAAUGCUCCUGCCAUAUUAUGACCCGAUGAUUACAAAAUUACCCAAUGGCCUUCUUGUAGCCUCCUUGGAAAAUUUUGCUCCUAUUUCUCGGAUUGCAGUUGUCGUGAAUGCAGGAUCCAGAUUUGAAACUGGUGACAAUUUGGGUGUGACUCAUAUGCUGCGUGUGUUUGCUGGCAUGGGAACAAAAGACUCAACAGCAUUUGGCCUCACCAGAACAAUGCAGCAAAGUGGAGCUAAUUACACUUGUUCAGCUAACCGAGAAUUUAUGACCUAUCAAGUUGACUGCAUCCGUGAUGAGCUUGAUGGUCUGAUCCCUUUAAUUAACAAUGUGAUCAACAAACCUGCUUUCAAACCCUGGGAAGUAAGCGAUCUACAAAAGCAAUUGGCUUUGGACAGAGCACUCUUUCAGUCCCAAUACCCUGUUUGUGUUAGUGAGUUGCUUCAUGAAGCUGCAUUCAGAACGACAUUGGGUAUUUCUGUUUGCGCCCCACAGCAUAUGAUUGGACACUACACUCCUGAAAUGCUUGAGGAAUAUGUCCAGAACUUCUACACCGUUGACCGUAUGGCGAUUGUGGGUGUUGGAGUGGACCAUGACCAUCUGGUAGGCUUGUGUUCUAGCUUCAAACCAAACCCAUCAUCUGGUAUCAGUACACAAAAGGCCAAAUAUGCUGGAGGUGAAAUCAGGGUUAAUAAUGGCAAUGGACUUGUGACCGCUGCAUUGGCUACUGAAGGACCCUGCAUAAAUGGAAGAACAAAACGCCUCCCAAGCAAAGACCUGCUUCCGGCUUGUAUCCUGCAAAUGGCCAUGGGCACUGGGCCCUUCAUUAAGUACAGUAACAAUACUGAAGUUUCCAGACUUGGAAAAGCUGCUGCUUCAGUCACCUCCAGCCCAUUCGGAAUUUCUUGCAUCAGUGGAGCUUAUUCUGAUGGAGGAAUUUUUGGAUUUUCUGCCACUACCAACAAGGAUGACAUUGGAAAGGUUCUGAAAGCUGCUUUCCAAGAAUUUGCCCAAAUCACCAAGAUUGGAAUAAAACCUGAAGAAAUUAAUCGUGCCAAGAAUCAAUUGAAGGCUGCCGUCCUGAUGCAGGCUGAACACACUGACAUGAUUCUUGAAGACAUGGGUCAACAAUUGUUGAUGGCUGGUGGCUUGGCUGAUGUUGAUGCUUUCAUUGAUCAGAUUGACAUGAUCACUGCAGAAGAUGUUAAUUUGGUUGCCAAAAAGAUUAUCAACGGAAAACCAUCCAUGGCUGCCAUUGGUGACCUUUCUAAAACUCCAUAUCUUGAUGAACUAUACAAGGCUGUUUGUGAGGAGGGGGGGGGGCAUUGUUGGGGGGACAAAACAUUUGAUCUCUUUCCCACUCCUACCCCUGUUCUUAUUGUUCUCACUCCCUUUUCCUGUCUUCUGUGUUCUUUCUUCUCUCUCCCAUUUCCUAUCAGUGGUCUUCUUUCCCCCUCUAUCUCCUCUCCUCAUACUCCCUUAUUUCUGUUCUUGUUUCCUUUCUUCAUCCCCUCCUCCUUUUCUCUCCUUCUUUGCCUCCCCCACUGCUCUCUCUCUCUGCUUUUCCUUCCUCUCUCUCUCCUCCUGCUCUUCUUUCCUUCCUUCCCUCAUCUUACUAUGCCUUUUACUUUCUCUCACUAUACACAGGGAGAGUUGGAAAAGUUCUUGGCUUGA
Messenger RNA from Acanthosepion pharaonis, 1899 nucleotides. The record is from the annotation of a GenBank genome assembly. NCBI's taxonomy places the organism in Eukaryota, Metazoa, Mollusca, Cephalopoda, Sepiida, Sepiidae.